Messenger RNA from Mus pahari (shrew mouse), 390 nucleotides. Its product is annotated as NADH dehydrogenase [ubiquinone] 1 beta subcomplex subunit 3-like. Gene Ontology annotation, biological process: mitochondrial respiratory chain complex I assembly; electron transport chain. The transcript is spliced from 2 exons. Bases 61 to 390 code for a protein of 109 amino acids. The record is from RefSeq and is a predicted model, not a curated record. Lineage: Eukaryota; Metazoa; Chordata; Mammalia; Rodentia; Muridae. Gene Ontology annotation, cellular component: mitochondrion.
GGUUGGCUCCGGCUGGAAGGUUGAAUAUUGAGUGUCCCGGGAGGUCAGAUUGCUGUCGACAUGGCUGCUGGACAUGGACAUGAACAUGGACAUGAACAUGGACAUGAACACGGACAUGGUCAUGGUAAAAUGGAACUUCCAGAUUACAGACAGUGGAAAAUUGAAGGAAUGCCAUUAAAAGAAACGAUGCAGAAGAAGCUUGCUGCCCAAGGACUGAGGGAUCCAUGGGCUCACAAUGAUGCUUGGAGAUACAUGGGAGGCUUUGCAGGCAACAUCACCUUCAUGAGAGUAAUAUUAAAAGGAUUCAAAUGGGGGUUUGAUGCAUUUAUGGUAGAUUUGGGGGCUGAAUAUUUUCUGGAUUCCCAGAAUGAUGAAAAGAAGCAUCACUGA